AACAUGGCUGAUGCAGACUCAUUGCACGACAUGAGCUCGGAUUUGGACCAAGAUCUGAGCGCCGUGGAAGCAGAUGUGGACGAUGACGAAGUAUCGGAGCAAAGUCCUGAUGGUGGUCUCAGAAAGAAGAGCAAGAAAAAGAAGAGAAAGCCGAAAGACAUGGAGCGAUCAAGCGGUGACUCGGACAGUCAGACAGUGAAUGAUGAUAACCAUCAUGGGCGUAUCCGUAUCGUGACGGGCAAGGCUGACCAGUCUCAGUCUGGGAUUGAUGCCGACUCUGAGGGUCAAGCUUCUCAGUCCGCCCAGGAGAACAAAGGCCAGACCCCAUCCCCGACCAAGCCCCUGGGUGGUGGAGCUGCUGAUGGGGCCACACAUAACGCUGAUGAGGACGGCAGGGUACAGUCUUUACCAUUGGUGGAACUGCAGAAGAUCCAAAAGGCCAUUGAACUUCUCUCAACCCAGUCCCAGGGGGCGCCAAAGAGCAUUGAGGAGGCGUCACGCAAAACCUACCGCUUCUGGGAAACCCAACCUGUGCCCAGAUUUAAUGAGAAGAUCACAGUGAACGAGGAGAUAGAGUUGGACAAGCCAGUGGAAGAAAUACGCAAAGAGCCCUACUCUCUACCCCAGGGUUUCCAGUGGGACACCCUAGAUAUUACCAACCCUCUAGUGCUAAAAGAACUGUACACAUUGCUGAACGAGAACUAUGUAGAAGAUGAUGACAAUAUGUUUAGGUUUGACUAUUCUCCAGAGUUCCUCCAAUGGGCAUUGCAGCCUCCUGGCUGGCUUAGAGAUUGGCAUUGUGGUGUACGGGUGACAAAGAGCAAGAAACUGGUGGGAUUUAUCAGUGCUGUGCCUGCUCACAUCAAAAUAUACUCCAGAGACAAGAAAAUGGUGGAAAUCAAUUUUCUUUGCGUGCAUAAGAAGCUGCGUUCCAAGCGAGUUGCCCCUGUGUUAAUAAGGGAGAUAACCCGGCGUGUCCACCUGCAGGGCUUAUUCCAGGCGGUGUACACAGCAGGUGUCGUGCUCCCCAAACCCGUCUCCUGUUGUAGAUAUUGGCACAGAUCAUUGAAUCCUAGAAAAUUGAUAGAGGUCAAGUUUUCACACCUCAGUAGAAACAUGACGAUGCAACGAACCUUAAAAUUGUACAAGUUGCCAGACGUUCCAAAGUGUGGAGGGUUUAGACCAUUGACAGCUAUUGAUGUCCCAGAAGCCUUCAUGCUAAUUUCAAAAUAUAUGUCCCGGUUUGACCUGGCCCCUGUCUUCACGGAGGAGGAAUUUAGACAUUGGUUCUUGACUCGACCAGGGAUCAUAGACAGCUUUGUUGUUGAGACUGAUGGCGAGCUGACGGAUUUUGUCAGUUUCUAUACGCUCCCCUCCACUGUGAUGCAUCACCCCCUGCACAAGAACCUCAAGGCAGCCUACUCCUUCUACAACGUCAGCACUCGGACACCCUGGCCAGACCUCAUGCAGGACGCACUCAUUGUCGCCAAGAAUAUGGGUUUUGAUGUGUUCAAUGCCCUAGACCUGAUGGAGAACAAGAAUUUCCUGGAGAAGCUGAAGUUUGGGAUUGGCGAUGGCAAUCUUCAAUAUUACCUGUACAAUUGGAAGUGUCCAGCCAUGGAGCCAAAACAGGUGGGUCUUGUUCUGCAGUGAUCUGAUUGGACAUAGGUGAAAGGAUUGAGAUGUGUGAUAAAACUGUAAAGAGCAAAGGAAGUGAGAGAAUGUGGGGAGUGAUCACUUGGAAGGCAAAGUGGGGC
Messenger RNA from Liolophura sinensis, 1757 nucleotides. Its product is annotated as glycylpeptide N-tetradecanoyltransferase 2-like. The transcript has 13 exons. Gene Ontology annotation, molecular function: glycylpeptide N-tetradecanoyltransferase activity. The record is from RefSeq and is a predicted model, not a curated record. Gene Ontology annotation, cellular component: cytoplasm. Lineage: Eukaryota; Metazoa; Mollusca; Polyplacophora; Chitonida; Chitonidae. Gene Ontology annotation, biological process: N-terminal peptidyl-glycine N-myristoylation. The coding region runs from base 4 to 1653 and encodes 549 amino acids.